AACUUACUGAAUGCGAGGGAUCGCCGAGCCGGGACCUAGGCACCUCUAGUUACCAUGGAUAACCUGGAUGCACUUCUCAAAGAGACGGAGCUGCUUGCACGGCACAUGUCCACAUACCAACAUGAGUUACCGCCUGAUCUAGAUUCUGAUACAAAAGUCAGCGAGGAAGCUAAGAAUGAGUUGAUACAGGAGUGUGAAGACCUAUGGACAGACAUGAAGCAGUGCCAGAACAAGCUCAUGGUUCUAGAUGCAGAAAAAUUACCAGAGUCAGAUGUGCAGCUGCAUCUACUCAUGCUGAAAGUAAAGGCACUAACAGCAGAAUGUGAACAGUGGCAAAAUAAGACACCAGACAUAAUCUCCCAGAACCAGGAUAUUCUGCUAGCCGCUGGAAAAGAAGAGCUGAAAUCAACAGAUCAGGAACUUGAAAUGAUGCUCUCCAACGUCCGAGCCAAGAACAAGAAACUGAAGAGUGAUCUGGAGAAAGAAGAACGCUGGUUGGAUGAACAGCAGAAGUCAGUGCAUGCCCUCACAGCCAAGCUAGAGGAGCUGAAGAAUCAGGCAUCCAGUAUUUCCCAAAGCAGCAUACAUGAGAAGCUAAAAACUAAGCUUCAGAAAGUGGGAGCCUACAAGGAUGAAUUAUUAGCUGCACUUGGAGACUUUCUAUCGGAAAACUUCCCUCUUCUGGAGGAACAGAAUGACAGGGUGAAGAGGAAAAAGGGUGCGGCUGAAUUACCACAAGUGGAAUGGACACCUUUAGCAGAUAUUUUAGAGACCCUCAUCAGCAAAGUUAUGGAUUCUCCCCAUGAUCCUUACAUUAGAGUUAAAGAAGAAUUUUGGCCUCCUUAUAUUGAAAUGUUACUCCGAUAUGGAAUUGCACUGCGCCACCCUGAAGAUGCAAACAGAAUCCGUCUAGAAGCCUUCCACCAGUGACCCGGUUUUCCAAGCCUGGAAAAAACUGAAAGCUGUUCUCUUCGGCUGCUCAAG
Messenger RNA from Nanorana parkeri, 984 nucleotides. It is a transcript of the gene CENPK, whose product is annotated as centromere protein K. Lineage: Eukaryota; Metazoa; Chordata; Amphibia; Anura; Dicroglossidae. Gene Ontology annotation, biological process: kinetochore assembly; mitotic sister chromatid segregation. Gene Ontology annotation, cellular component: nucleus. The record is from RefSeq and is a predicted model, not a curated record. The coding region runs from base 55 to 930 and encodes 291 amino acids. The transcript has 11 exons.